AUCUGCUUUUUCAAAUUUUGUGAUUCUCACCAAAAUGGUAUCUAAUUCGGAUUAUUAAUAGAAAUCUUAUUUUAUCUGAGGAAAAAAAACAAUAGUCAUUCAGCUUUGUAGCUGGCCAAUACAGCCUUAUCCCUUCAAAGGUCAAAGUCUUCCUUCCCUUGAGGAGGUUGUCGACUUCUGGGGUCUGGUUGUUUUGUUUCUGGAGUUUAAUAUUAUUUUUUUUAUAUCCAAGAUGCCUUUUCCGGUCAGCCUGAAACGAUAAUUGACAAAAGAAUGAGCUGCUCUUUGAUUUAUUUAUUAUGCAUAUAUUUCAAGCAAUGACCUCACAUAAAUCUUUCAAACCUGACGCCUUUCAAGGUAUCAAACCAGAAUUCCACAAGCGUCAUAGCCUCUUCGCACUGAAAGAGACCUCUCUCAGCAUGUUGCCAGAAGAUUGUCUUUCUGCUAUCCUUUCCUUCACUACCCCAGAAGAUGCAUUCAGGUCAUCGUUGGUUUCAUCGACUUUUCGAUCAGCAGUUGAUUCGGAUGUGGUUUGGGAAAGUUUUCUACCUCCGGAUUAUCCUGAGAUAGUAUUGAGUUCGGUCUCUCCUCUGAAGUUUUCUUCAAAGAAAGAGCUGUUUCAGUGUCUUUGUGACCCUGUUCUCAUAGAUGGUGGUAACAAGAUUUUCAAGUUGGAGAAAUCAUCAGGCAAAAAAUCUUACAUGUUAUCAGCAAAAGAGCUUUCCAUCACAUGGAGCUCCAAUCCAUUGUAUUGGGGCUGGAUAUCUAUGUCUGAAUCAAGGUUCUCCAGAGUUGCUGUGUUAAGAACAACUGAUUGGUUAGAAAUCCGAGGCAAUAUCAGGACUCAAAUCCUGACCCCGAACACUACUUAUGGAGCUUAUCUCAUACUGAAAAUCUCCGACCGUGCAUAUGGGCUUGAUUCCAUGCCAUCAGAGAUAACUGUGGAAGUGGGAAACCAAGUGUCUUCUGGCAGUGUUUUCCUGCAGCAUCAAGAGAGCAAGAAACAGAGGGAGAUGUGGAAACUGGUCGAAGGGAAUCACCAAGGAGUUCUGAGUGAAAGGGGAGAUAGGUGGAUGGAGAUUGAGCUGGGGCAGUUCUUCAGUGGGGAAAACGAUGAGGAAGUGAAGAUGAGUUUGUUGGAGGUGAAGGGUUGCCAUCUGAAGGGAGGCCUUGUAAUUGAAGGCAUUGAAGUGAGGCCAAAAGAACAUCAAUGAAAAAAAAGAAAGAAAUGUUUCAUGUUUCCAAUUUCUUGUUCUAUUAAAGGAAAAUAAGGAAGAACUUGUGUACUUCCUCGUUUCAAUUGCACUUGCUUUUGUUGAUCCCAAAUACGUAUCUUUUUGUCCUCUCUCUCUUUCUCUCUCUUGUAAAAUUAUCCUUUGGGUGUGUGUAUAUAAAUAUAUUCAAGAAGAUUGUAAAGAAUGGGGAUUGGAUAUGGCUACCUAAUUCCUUUGGGGAUUAA
Theobroma cacao (cacao) is the source of this 1459-nucleotide messenger RNA. Its product is annotated as F-box protein PP2-B15-like. The record is from RefSeq and is a predicted model, not a curated record. Gene Ontology annotation, molecular function: protein binding. NCBI's taxonomy places the organism in Eukaryota, Viridiplantae, Streptophyta, Magnoliopsida, Malvales, Malvaceae.